Molecule: messenger RNA, 7606 nt
Organism: Perognathus longimembris pacificus (Pacific pocket mouse)
Lineage: Eukaryota; Metazoa; Chordata; Mammalia; Rodentia; Heteromyidae
Gene: Trpm6
Product: transient receptor potential cation channel subfamily M member 6
Exons: 39
Coding region: 717-6794 (2025 amino acids)
Biological process (GO): protein tetramerization; monoatomic cation transmembrane transport; protein phosphorylation
Cellular component (GO): apical plasma membrane
Molecular function (GO): monoatomic cation channel activity; protein serine/threonine kinase activity; ATP binding
Source: RefSeq, a predicted model, not a curated record
CUCCAGAGUAGCUAGGAUUAUAGGCAUGAGCCACCGGUGCCCUGUUUAAAAGACACUGUUGUUUUAGACAUGAGCUUAGCUGGGAAGACAAACAGGACUACAGGUACAUAGAGUUCCUGUUAAUGUUACUUAUAAACUUGGGAAUUUUAAUAAAAGAUCAAAGUGAUCAUACAUCUUUUAAUGUGGGGCAUAAGAAUGAAAAAAAAAAGUAUAACCUUCAGAACAAAAAAUUUACUAAACAUGACCACUAAUGAGGUUUGUAGAGACAUGAUUAUUUGGAAUAACCUAGCACCUACAUUAAGUUGGGUUCACUAGUCGGACUCAUUAGAGCAACGAAUUUACAACUCACUUGCCCAGAGCUUCCCGCUUCUCUCAAUCCAGGCUUCUGCUGCCAGGAAAUUCUAACAUGUGACAACAGGGGUGUUAAUCAUUUUCCCAGGGGGCAAGCUUAGUCACAAGUUUCUUCUAAAAGUGAAAUCACUUCCCUUAGGUUUAAAUAGAGUUAAAACUUUUUUCCCCUCCAUGAACAUUACAGUUUCUCUCUACAGUUUCCUUCUAAUUUAACUAUCUGGAAAUUUGUUGGGCAAUUCUUUUUAUAGCAUUCUUUCCAUGAGUGACUCCCACAAGCGGGGGUUUAUCUGAUUGUGUGGUGUAUGGAGGCUUCUAGAUAAAUCUCAAUGUCCAAAGACUAAGUCAAGUUUAUUCUGGCUGUAGUGAUGAAGAGGAAAUCCUGGAUUGAAGGAGUAUUCAGCAAGAGAGAAUGUAGUAAAUUCAUACCCAGUUCAAAAGACCCUCACAGAUGUACACCGGGCUGCCAAGUCUGUCAGAACUUAGUCAGAUGCCACUGUGGACGAUUGAGUCAAGACCAUCAAGGGAAAGAUUAUCCCUGGACCCUCCCAGCUGCCAGUGUUAAUGAGAAUGAACUAUGGUCUGUUGAAAAACACACGGUGAAAAGCCCCACAGAUAGCUUUGGCACCAUUAAUUUCCAAGAUGGAGAGCAUAUCUACCAUUCCAAGUAUAUUAGAACUUCUUAUGAUACCAAAUUGGACCAUCUGUUACAUUUGAUGUUGAAUGAGUGGAAGAUGGAGCUGCCAAAGCUUGUGAUUUCUGUCCAUGGGGGGCUCCAGAACUUCAAGAUGCCCUCCAAGCUUAAAGAGACCUUCAGUCAGGGUUUGGUCAAAGCUGCAGAGACAACUGGAGCAUGGAUAAUAACAGAAGGCAUCAACUCAGGAGUAUCCAAACAUGUUGGGGAUGCCCUGAAAGCCCAUGCCUCCAAGUCCUUGAGGAAAAUCUGGACAGUUGGCAUUCCCCCUUGGGGUGUCAUUGAAAACCAGAGAGAUCUUAUUGGAAAAGAUGUGGUGUGCAUGUACCAGACACUGGGGAACCCCCUCAGCAAGCUCACCACCCUCAACUGCAUGCACUCACACUUCAUCCUGUCCGAUGAUGGCACUGUGGGAAAAUAUGGAAAUGAAAUGAAGCUCAGGAGAAGCCUGGAAAAGUACAUCUCACUGCAGAAAAUACACAGCCGAUCACGACCAGGGGUGCCUGUGGUGGGGCUCGUGGUAGAAGGAGGCCCCAACAUCAUCCUGUCGGUGUGGGAGACUGUGAGGAACAAAGACCCUGUGGUGGUAUGUGAAGGCUCGGGCCGAGCAGCUGACCUCCUGGCCUUCACUCAUAAACACUUAACAGACGAAGGGAUGCUGCGUCCGCAGGUGAAAGAUGGGAUCAUCAGCAUGAUUCAAAGCAUGUUCAACUUCAGCCUCAAACAGUCCAAGCACCUUUUCCACAUUGUAAUGGAGUGUAUGGCAUACAGGGAUUCUAUUACUAUAUUCGAUGCAGAUUCUGAAGAGCAGCAAGACCUUGACUUAGCAAUUCUGACAGCUCUGCUGAAGGGCACAAACUUAUCAAUAUCAGAACAAUUAAACCUGACAAUGGCUUGGGACAGAAUGGACAUUGCCAAGAAACACAUCCUAACCUAUGGGCAACAUUGGAAGCAUGGUGCACUAGAGCAAGCAAUGCUAGAUGCUUUAGUGAUGGAUCGAGUAGAUUUUGUGAAGCUCUUAAUAGAAAGUGGAGUGAAUCUCCAUCGAUUUCUAACGAUCCAGCGACUAGAAGAGCUCUAUAACACAAAACAAGGCCCAACUAAUAUGUUCUUGCGUCACCUUGUCCAAGAUGUGAAACAGCACACCCUUCUCUCAGGCUACAGAAUAACACUCAUCGACAUUGGAUUGGUUAUAGAAUACCUCAUUGGUGGAGCAUAUCGCAGCAGCUACACAAGAAAAAAUUUCAGAGUUCUCUACAACAACCUCCACAGAAAGCAUAAGAGAGUGACCAGCUUUGCCCAGAGCCUUUGCCAGCACCGAGUUCACCAGCAGCACACCUCAGAAAACAGAACCGAGUCCUCAGGAAGCACGCAGAGCACUCUGCGUUCCCAGUUCUUUCGGACAGCUCAGCCCUACAAAUCCAAGGAAAAGUUGGGACUCCCUCAUAAAUCAAGGAAGAAGUCAAAAGAAACACAACACAUAGAGGACCCUGAGUUGACUGGCUUUAUCUACCCAUACAAUGACCUGCUGGUCUGGGCUGUGCUAAUGAAGAGGCAGAAGAUGGCCAUGUUCUUUUGGCAACAUGGUGAAGAGGCCACGGUCAAGGCAGUGAUUGCCUGUAUCCUUUACAGAGCCAUGGCCCGGGAAGCUAAAGAGAGCAAUAUGGUAGAUGACACUUCUGAAGAACUGAAAAAUUAUUCAAAGCAGUUUGGCCAGCUGGCCUUGGAUGUGCUAGAGAAGGCAUUCAAGCAGAAUGAGCCAAUGGCUAUGAAGCUGCUGACCUAUGAACUCAAGAACUGGAGCAAUUCUACCUGCUUGAAACUGGCCGCAUCUGGAGGACUGCGCCCCUUUGUAUCUCAUUCCUGUACCCAAAUGCUGCUGACAGACAUGUGGAUGGGGCGCCUGAAAAUGAGGAAAAACUCCUGGUUGAAGAUCAUCAUAAGUAUUCUCCUGCCACCGACCAUUUUGACCUUGGAAUUUAAAAGCAAAGCUGAGAUGUCUCAUGUCCCUCAGUCCCAGGAUUUCCAGUUUACCUGGUAUUACGGUGACCAAAACCUUAACACCACCAAGGAAACUGCUUAUGUGAAUGACUGUGACUUGGAAAAGGGUCUCGAUGAGAAAUUGGAUGAAAACCAGCACUUUCAUGUGAGGAAUAGACCCCAAGGCCUUCCCUGGACUAGGAAAGUCUAUGAAUUCUACAGUGCUCCCAUUGUCAAGUUUUGGUUUUACACGAUGGCAUAUUUGGCCUUCCUCAUGCUGUUCACUUAUACUGUACUGGUGGAGAUGCAGCCCCAGCCCAGUGCCCAGGAGUGGCUUGUAAUCAUUUACAUCUUCACCAACGCUGUGGAGAAAGUGAGGGAGAUCUGUAUUUCAGAACCUGAAAAAUUUACUCAGAAAGUAAAGGUGUGGAUUAGUGAGUACUGGAAUCUGAUGGAAACAGUGGCUAUUGGCCUGUUUUCCGUUGGUUUUUGCCUUCGGUGGGGUCUCCCUCCAUGGCACACAGUGGGGCGACUCAUCUAUUGCAUCAACAUCAUCUUUUGGUUCUCAAGGCUUAUGGAUUUCUUUGCUGUCAAUCAACAUGCUGGUCCAUAUGUGACCAUGAUUGCCAAAAUGGCAGGAAACAUGUUCUACAUUGUGAUCAUAAUGGCCAUCGUCCUGUUAAGCUUUGGGGUGGCGCGCAAAGCCAUCCUUUCGCCAAAAGAGCCUCUGUCUUGGAGCCUUGCUAGAGAUGUCGUAUUUGAGCCAUAUUGGAUGAUAUAUGGAGAAGUCUAUGCUUCUGAGAUCAUUGUUUGUACAGAUGAUACUUCCUGCCCUCCCGGGUCUUUCCUCACGCCGUUCCUGCAAGCUGUUUACCUCUUUGUGCAGUACAUCAUCAUGGUGAACCUGCUGAUUGCUUUCUUCAACAAUGUGUACGUAGAUAUGAAGUCCAUUUCCAACAAGCUGUGGAAGUACAAUCGCUAUCGCUACAUUAUGACUUACCACGAGAAACCCUGGCUGCCCCCACCCUUCAUCCUCCUCAGCCACCUGUGCCUCCUCCUGCGAGGGCUGUGCUGUCAACGACGGUCACGUGGCCAGGACCAGAGCGAUAUGGGCCUCAAACUAUAUCUAAGUAAGGAGGAUCUGAAAAAGCUUCAUGACUUUGAAGAGCAAUGUGUGGAAAAAUACUUCCACGAGAAGGCAGAAGGUCUGAAUUGUAGUUUUGAGGAACAGAUCCGAGUGACAUCAGAAAGGGUUACAGAGAUGUACUUCCACCUGAAGGAAAUGAAUGAGAAAGUGACUUUUAUCAAGGACUCCCUGCUGAGCUUGGACAGCCAGGUGGGACACCUCCAGGACCUGUCCGCCCUGACCGUGGACACCCUGAAAGUCCUCUCUGUGGUGGACAGCUUGCAGGAGGACAAGGCUCUGCUGGGGAAUGCUAGGCACUCAGCUGGCAGAAAACUUCCUCACAGCUGGAACAACUUGGUCUGUGCCCAGUUUCUCAGCAGCCCUGAGAUCUCUGAAGGGAAGAAAUUCCAGUAUUAUAGCAUGCCCCCCUCUUUGCUGCGGAGUCUAAUGAGAAGCCAGCUUCCCCCCAGACCACAGAGGGGGUCCUUUCUUGAGAUUACUCCCACUCCAAAAGAGACCUCCAAUGGAAGAGAUGGCCAAGUGGAGCAAGAAACAGAAAAAAGCACAAUUGCUUCUGGGGUGUCCUCAAACAGGCAAGCACCCUCUAAGUAUGGCCAGUUUCUCCUGGUCCCCUCUUAUUCAAAGCAAUGUCUUGUGUCUACAGAAGCUGUCUCACCUCUGUGCAACCCCUAUGUAGAAGCAGAUAUGCCCGGAAUGGACCAGGUGUCCAAGAGCAAGGUCCCUGUUCACCUGCCUGAGAAAACCCUUGGGGUCUCUAACCAAGUAUCAGUGGCUGACCCUGAAAAGCAGCAGGAGAUGAUGCCUCAGGUGUUGGAUGAACAAGAGGAGAUGGAGCAAGUACCAUCCAGAGCAAUGAGGUCACUCCCUUCCCAAGCUAAUAGCACGCCCGCGCAUAGCCGAGUGGGAUACGUCAACUGGGCGUUUUCGGAAGGUGAUGAGUCUGGUGUGUUGAGUCUCACAAGACAAUGGCAAUCCUGCUUGCCUUCCACUUGUUCCAGUGACUCCACACAGAGCAAAUCACAAAGCUCAGUGCACACUGGAGGUGGAACACUCUUGGAUAACUCCACAAGACUGGCCUGGAGUAAUGACUGCUCCGAGGACUCCGGCCCAUGGCUCCGACCCAACAUAUCCUUCUGUAUCAAUCCUUUCCGCAGACACCGAUCCCUCAUUCGGAGCCAUAGUUUUAGAUUCCACAAGAAGGAGAAGCUGAUGAAGUUCUGUAAGAUUAAAAGACAUUCAAGAUCCUCUGAGACAGGGUCAUCAUGGAUCAAAGCAAAGAUACUAACCAAGGAUAGAAGACUGUCAAAGAGAAAGACAAAAGCUCAAGCCCUACAAGUGCCAGUCAUCACAGUCAACCCCUGCUGCCAAAGUGACCAAUUAAAUUCUGAUCUGGGAGAAAAAAACAUCUCAGAAGAGGAGUACAGCAAGAAGUGGCUGACAGUCUCCAAAUUUAGCCAGAUAAGUUUAGAACCUUUUAUAUAUCAGAAAAUGAAGACUAAAGAAAUUCAACAGCAUGCUGUACAAGAUAGAAAUUAUAUGAGACAGUCUCAAGAGAAUCUGUCUGAAAACUCCUCGUGGAGCUCCUGGAGCAGCAACCUCAGAAGGAACCUUCUGAGGCAAAGUUCAAGUGGAGAUGACAGCAUCUCGGCCUUCUUAAAAAGCUCCCAAGAGCCUCACCAUCAUUAUUCAGCCAUUGAGAGGAAUAAUCUAAUGAGGCUUUCUCAGACCAUACCAUUCACACCAAUCCAGCUGUUUGCAGGAGAAGAGGUAACAAUCUACAAGCUGGAGGAGAGCUCCCCUUUGAACCUUGAUAAAAGCAUGUCCUCUUGGUCUCAGUAUGGGAGAGCUGCCAUGAUCCAGGUGCUGUCUCAAGAGGAGUUGGGUGGUGGCCUCCGCAAAGCCAUGAGAGUCAUCAGCACUUGGUCUGAAGAUGCCGUUCUCAAGCCAGGACAGGUUUUCAUUGUGAAGUCUUUUCUCCCUGAGGUUGUGCAGACCUGGCACGAAAUCUUUCAGGAUAGUACUGUGCUUCAUCUUUGCCUCCGGGAAAUUCAACAACAAAGAGCUGCUCAAAAACUAAUCUAUACCUUCAACCAAGUGAAACCACAAACCAUUCCUUACACACCAAGGUUCUUGGAAGUUUUCUUAAUCUACUGCCAUUCAGCCAACCAGUGGUUAACCAUUGAGAAAUACAUGACAGGAGCAUUCCAGAAGUAUAACAACAACAAUGGAGAUGAAAUUGUCCCUAGCAACAUGCUGGAGGAGCUGAUGUUAGCUUUCUCUCAUUGGACCUAUGAGUACACUCGAGGGGAGCUGCUGGUUUUAGACUUGCAAGGUGUGGGAGAAAACUUGACAGAUCCAUCUGUUAUAAAACCUGGACACAAACAAUCAAGAGGAAUGGUUUUUGGACCGGCCAAUUUAGGAGAAGAUGCAAUUAGAAACUUCAUUGCAAAACAUCGUUGUAACUCCUGCUGCCGGAAGCUCAAACUACCGGAUCUCCAAAGAAAUGAUUAUUCCCCUGAGAGAAGAAAUUCCCACUUUGGACCUGAGAAGAAAAUAGAACCAGCGGAGGGGCCUUCAGAAAGAGAAUGGAAUAGGAAUUCCAUAGAAGAACUUACACGACUAUAAAAAGGGAUGGGAGAAAGUGGCUUGGUCCUAGACAUUUCUGCUGUGAGCAUUCCAUCUUGAUGGACAUACCAACAUUAACAAGUAAUAUUGAUUUCAUCAGAACUUCUAGCAGGAGACCGUACACCAUGUGCUCUGAGCCUUCAGUGUGUCCAUGUCAAGUGGUCUCAUUGGAAGAUAGCCAACAGGUCUUUCUAGAGAGUGGUCUCUAUGCAGGACAUUGUGCAGGUCAUUUUGCCUGUGUUCUCCAUCCUCCAGUUCCACAUGAAGAAACUUGGACGAGUCAGCUGGGAAUACUGUUCCUUGAUACCUCAUUGCUUUAGCUGGUCACUUGGAACCAUUAGAGCAGAAUUUUGUACACUAAAGAACCAGGGGGUUGAAUUAAUUUAUUUUCUCACUGUGUGUGCAGACUUUUUCCCCCACGGCUACAUCCCCACAUCCACAGAUUGUACCUAUGUAUCUAUAUGUACAUUAAAAAGUCAUUUGACUUCCUUUUCUCUCUUACCCAGCACCAUAAGGCUUUGAAUAGCACAACAAAGGAAAAUAAUGGGAGGAGUGUGUUUGCUCACCCCUGCACUACCAGGGAAAAAUUAAAUCAUACUACAAUUUUAGAUAGAUUUGCAUGUGUCAGCUAAUCAUAUGAUGCCUGGGUAUCUCAGGUCCCUCUGAGAGGGAAAUAAUAAAAAAGGAAUGGGAGGAAUUUACAACUAAUUCUUUGGCCUCUUUUCCUACCCCUUCUCCCUAAGAGAGCAAGCUGCUAGGCACUGAUGGCUCAUGUCUGUAAUCAUAGCUACUCAGGUAGCUGAGAUCUGAGG